AUGGAGCAAAAUCAUCGGGAGAGUUCAUGCUUCCCAGAAGAAGAAAAUCUAUACAAGUUGAACCUUCUCGACCGGGGUGAAGAUGCAUUGCAGUCCAGCCAUCUUCAAAGCUUUGAAUUUGUGCCUAAAGACAGCAAAAUCAUCGGGAGAGUUCAUGCUUCCCAGAAGAAGAAAAUCUAUGAUGUCGAGCUCAAGUUGGAGCAGAAGAGACUGCUAGAAGGUAAGUGUACGUGUCCUGUUGGCCAGCUCCUCUGUCAUCAUGUGGCUGCUGUGGCAAUCUAUGCAUCUCGCAACAUCAGCUGUACUGAUCAACCCUGUACCUGGAUCAAAGGAAAACAGCAUGAACCACAGCAGCCAGUGAGAGUUGAAGAACUUUUCCAGUUAACUGGCAAGGAAAAGAUCAAGUGCUCAACACCCAGUGAGGAGAGUAUUUUAUGCUUUUUUGAGUCACUUCCCUCUCAAAACUUUGGAUUAGCUUGGCUUUUAAAGCCAGAGCCCCAGAAUACUGAUUCCUUCAAGGAAAAGACAAUGGAAGCAAUUCUACUGUCUGAUGGGCUUCUCUUGGCUCCAGAUAAGACAGAAUAUAUUACUGCUGCAAUGAAGCUGAAUGCAGAAGAUUUUCAAGGUAUUGAGGCAAAAACAAGGGGACAAGCAUCAAACCAGUGGUGGGGCAGGUUCCGAUAUGGGCGCUUUACUGCAAGCAAUUUCGCCAAACUCCUCACUGCUGGCAAUAGGGGAAAUAUACCUCCAAGCACCAUGAAAGCACUGAUGAAUGAAUAUGAUUUGUCCACACUGCCAGCAGUGCAGUGGGGCAGGCAUCAUGAACAAGUGGCAUUGCGUGUCUACAGAAAAGCCAUGGGGUAUAUUGUUUCCCCUUGUGGGAUUGUGCUUGGAGAGAGUGGGAUGUUCGAAGGGGAUAUAGUCUUAGAAGAGAGUAGUACACUUGGAAAGACAUAUCUCAACCAGGUACAAGGUUGCCUGGCACUGACCAGGAGGAGACAGUGCCAUUUCAUUGUGUGGACACCCACUGAAACAAUCAUCUUUGUGAUUUCAAAAGAUGAGAGCUGGGGGGAGAGGUGUCUUCCACUCCUUCAAGAGCUGUAUCUCAAGUUGGAGCAGAAGAGACUGCUAGAAGGUAAGUGUACGUGUCCUGUCGGCCAGCUCCUCUGUCAUCAUAUGGCUGCUGUGACAAUCUAUGCAUCUCGCAACAUCAGCUGUACUGAUCAACCCUGUACCUGGAUCAAAGGAAAACAGCAUGAACCACAGCAGCCAAUCAAGUGCUCAACACCCAGUGAGGAGAGCAUUUUAUGCUUUUUUGAGUCACUUCCCUCUCAAAACUUUGGAUUAGCUUGGCUUUUAACGCCAGAGCCCCAGAAUACUGAUUCCUUCAAGGAAAAGACAAUGGAAGCAAUUCUACUGUCUGAUGGGCUUCUCUUGGCUCCAGAUAAGCUGAAUGCAGAAGAUAUUCAAGGUAUUGAGGCAAAAACAAGGGGACAAGCAUCAAACCAGUGGUGGGGCAGGUUCCGAUAUGGGCGCUUUACUGCAAGCAAUUUCGCCAAACUCCUCACUGCUGCCAAUAGGGGAAAUAUACCUCCAAGCACCAUGAAAGCACUGAUGAAUGAAUAUGAUUUGUCCACACUGCCAGCAGUGCAGUGGGGCAGGCAUCAUGAACAAGUGGCAUUACCGCCGGACUGCCAGAUCCUUCCUAUUAGACCUCCGGCCGCCGGACGACUAUCCACAGCCUUCUCUCAACUUGAUGCCCAAGACACCGGGGCAGCCAUGAUGAUGACGCAGUCACUUCGCAUCGUUAUUGGAGCCAAGCAGCCAAUGACAGCUCGGAAUCAAUGCACAUCACCAUCACCCAGCAUGGCGCAAAGCCUGCACCAAAACUCCCUCCAGCCUAAAAGACCUUCCCCAUGUCGUCAUCGCCAUGAGAACCUUCUCUUUUGGAGCUUUGCAUCAUCGUGUGACAUCAAAAGUAUCUCCCAAGAAAAUGGCACAAAAUUCACUGAUGGGGAAUAUGAGGUUGACCCAGAGCAUGGGUUUUGUGACUACUACAUGGGACUUACUGAUGCUUGCUGCAAGCAUCAAGUUGCUGUAGCAGAGCAACAUAGCUUCAUUCUGCCAAAUGUCCCUAUCCCCAAUAGUCCCAGUGACAAGUUAGCAUUUGUAUACCUGGCUUUGGGACAUGAGGCUUCAAAUGUGUCCUUCUUUGACAAAGUGUUUCUCACAGGGGGAAACUUCGAAUUGUCCUGGAUCUGUCCACAGUACCAAUGGCGGAUUGGAUUCAUGUCACAUGAGGCAGCCCAUUCCAAGCGCCCCCGCACAGUAACGGCCCAGCCGGUGAGUGGCCUGGCAGGACUGCCGGUAUGCGAGGGAAGAGCUCUCUAUGAGUCGCCCAGGGAGACCGCAGUAUAUGCAUGA
Messenger RNA from Darwinula stevensoni, 2424 nucleotides. Lineage: Eukaryota; Metazoa; Arthropoda; Ostracoda; Podocopida; Darwinulidae. The record is from the annotation of a GenBank genome assembly.